Xiphophorus hellerii (green swordtail) is the source of this 3541-nucleotide messenger RNA. RefSeq names its product protocadherin gamma-A10-like. The transcript has a single exon. NCBI's taxonomy places the organism in Eukaryota, Metazoa, Chordata, Actinopteri, Cyprinodontiformes, Poeciliidae. Gene Ontology annotation, biological process: homophilic cell-cell adhesion. Bases 1157 to 3541 code for a protein of 794 amino acids. Gene Ontology annotation, molecular function: calcium ion binding. The record is from RefSeq and is a predicted model, not a curated record. Gene Ontology annotation, cellular component: plasma membrane.
AUUUUUUCAUCUUAAUAUGUUGUUGAGGGCCAUGUCAACUAUAAAAUAUAACUUUAAAUACUGUUCUCUUAAAUAUUGUCUUAUAAAAUGUUGUGCCUCUUUAGACUUUUAAUAAUAAUAAUGCAUUCGAUUUAAAACGCACCUUUCAGAUCACACAAUUUUACCUUCUAAAAAAGCAAAGUAGUAUAAGAAAAUCUUUAGAGAAAACAAAAAGGAAAUUAAUGUGAAAUUUCUUGUUUGAACAGAUGAAUUUUCAACUGGAAUUUAAAAUGAGAGUGCCAAUGUUUUCAGAGAUGAGGGGGAAAUCAUUUUGAGGCCUUGUUUACCACCAUGUCAGAUGAGAAGGAGUCAUAUUGAGGCUUACAGAGGAGGCUGAACUAAAAGACCGAGAAGGAGAGUUCAUGUGGAGGAGGUGCAGAUAAAUACAUUAUGAAGGAGUGAGGUGAUGGAUGACCUUAAAAUUUAAAACAGGACUACAAAUUCAGGGCAGAAUCUGAUUUUGAUUCUGUGAAGUUGCUAAAGAUAGGUGAAAUGGUGGAUGGAUUUCUGGAUAUCACAAAGAUAGCAGCAUUUGGAAACAAAUGCAGUUUCCAAGUGGAAGUAUGAGGGAAAGUGAAGAUAAGAUAACUGCAGUUUUCCAGACGAGAUGCGAUUAAACUGUUGACCAGUCUUAUUUUCACCUACAAUAGUUUAAUGUGAACUUUCUGACAGAAAAAAAAUUGUAUUGAAAAUAAUGAUGGUUAAGAAAGAGACUUAGUGCAUGCAUUAAAAAAUCAAUUCUGCAUUAAAUUGGAAUUUUUAAUACCACAGCUGCUUCAAAAGUACAAGGUUGAGAAAAUAUGUUGUUGUUUUUAUCAAGCCAUCUAUUGUACAAAAGAGUAAAGAUGAACUAUACAUUUUCUAUAUUCUUGGACACACUGAACAUGUUUGAAGUUUUGGGAGAUUUUUCUUAAACAUGACCCCAGGGUGGCGCUAUAAAACAGGAAUAGGAUAUUUAGAGUCUCGUCUACCGUUUUGCGUGUCUUCAACAUACUGCUCCUGUCUUGUAGAGGAGGAAUAUCGCAGAUUUGUGAGGUUGCUGGUGUUUUCUGCUUGUACUGAAUAAUAUUUACUUCAUUAUUCAUUGUUUCUUCAUACUGACUGAAGUUACUCAACGAUGAAUUCUAUAUUCGCCAAUGUUCUGUCGUGGGGAUAUUUUUUAUUCGUUCUUUGGAUCAACGUCGCGCAUGGAGACAUGAGCUAUUCUUUCCCGGAGGAGAUGAAACGAGGAUCAGUUAUUGGAAAUAUAGCCAAGGAUCUCGGGCUGCAGACAGGAGCGCUGUCCACCAGAAGAGCCCGCAUUGACACCGAGGAGAGUGAUAAACGUUACUGUGACAUAAACCUGAAGAGCGGCGAGCUGAUUGUGGCGGAGAGGAUUGACCGAGAGGAGCUUUGUGGCGAAAAGGCUUCGUGCAUCUUAAAACAAGAGCUCGUUUUGGAGAAUCCUCUAGAGCUGCAUCGGAUCAGCCUUAAUGUUCAAGAUGUUAAUGAUAACUCUCCGCAGUUCAACGAAAAAUUGAUCAGUCUUGAAAUUAGAGAAUCGGCAGACAGAGGAGCUCGCUUUGUGAUCGAGGAGGCGAGCGAUGCGGAUGUAGGACAAAAUUCAGUUCAGCAGUAUAGCCUAGAAAAGAACGAAAAUUUCAUUCUGGCUGCUAAUGGAAACACAGUGGAGCUUAUUUUGGAUAAGGAGCUUGAUCGAGAAAAACAGAAAGAAAUUAAUAUUCUCCUUUCAGCUUUAGAUGGCGGAUCUCCUCAGAGAUCAGGUACAGUGAUCAUACAUGUAACUGUACUGGAUGCUAAUGAUAACGCCCCAGUGUUUAGCCAGGCCGUUUAUAAAGCCAGUAUGCCUGAAAACUCUCCUAUUGGUACUGUAGUUAUAACAGUGAGCGCAACUGAUGCAGAUGAGGGAGUGAAUGGAGACGUGACCUAUGAUUUUGGGAAUGUUAAUGAAGAUGUGAGAAAGAAAUUCAUGAUUGACCGCAAAGUAGGGGAAAUACGUGUAAUGGAUACUGUAGACUAUGAAGUUACUGCAUCAUAUGAAAUACGUAUUAAAGCAAAAGACGGUCUGGGGUUGUCAUCCUAUGCUAAGGUUAUCAUUUCUGUCACUGAUGUGAAUGACAACGCCCCUGUAGUUAAUCUGAAAUCACUGACCAAUCCCAUACCAGAAGACACUCCAGCUGGUACAGAGGUGGGCAUCAUUAAUGUACAGGACAGAGACUCUGAGAAUAACCGACAGGUUCGCUGCUCCAUCCAGGAAAAUGUCCCUUUUAAGUUGGUUCCUUCUAUUAAAAACUAUUAUUCUCUGGUGACCAAAGGACAACUGGACCGUGAACUAGUAUCUGAUUACAACAUUACAAUCUUUGCCACUGAUGAAGGCUCUCCUCCUCUGUCCUCCUCUAAAACUAUUCAUUUAUCUGUAGCUGAUAUCAAUGACAACCCACCUGUGUUUGAGGAACAGUCCUACAGCGCAUAUGUGAGUGAAAAUAACAAACCUGGCUCCUCUUUAUGUACUGUUUCUGCUCGAGAUCCUGACUGGAGACAAAACGGUACAGUGAUUUAUUCUCUGUUACCUGGUGAGGUGAACGGUGCCUCGGUGUCCUCCUAUCUAUCUGUUAAUGGAGACACAGGAGUGAUCCACGCUGUGAGGUCAUUUGAUUAUGAACAGUUCAGGAGUUUUAAAGUCCAAGUGAUGGCCAGAGACAAUGGUUCUCCUCCUCUCAGCAGCAACGUGACUGUCAGUGUGUUCAUAUCAGAUGUGAAUGACAACUCUCCUCAGAUAUUGUAUCCAGCACCAGAGGGCAGCUCCUUCAUGACUGAGUUGGUCCCCAAAGCUGCACAUGGAGGGUCUCUGGUGUCCAAAGUGAUAGCAGUGGACGCAGACUCUGGACAGAACGCCUGGCUGUCCUAUCAUAUAGUCAAAGCCACAGAUCCUGGACUUUUCAGUAUUGAUCUACACAGUGGAGAAAUCAGGACACAGCGAGACAUUUCAGAAUCUGACAGCAUGAAACAGAACCUGAUUGUUGCAGUGAAAGAUAAUGGACAGCCCUCUCUGUCUGCCACCUGUUCAAUGUUUUUACUUAUUUCUGAUAACUUGGCUGAAGUGCCAGAACUGAAAGACAUUUCUUUUGAUGAGAAGAACUCCAAGUUGACCUCUUAUCUGAUCAUUGCGCUGGUUUCUGUGUCCACCUUCUUUCUGACCUUCAUCAUCAUCAUCUUGGGUGUGAGGUUUUGUCGUAGGAGAAAGCCCAGACUGUUGUUUGAUGGAGCAGUAGCCAUCCCAGGAGCUUAUCUACCUCCUAAUUACUCAGAUGUUGACGGUACAGGAACUUUACGCAGCACCUAUAAUUAUGAUGCCUACCUGACAACAGGAUCCAGAACCAGUGACUUUAAGUUUGUAUCAUCUUAUAAUGACAACACGCUGCCUGCUGACCAGACUCUGAAGAAAAGUUUGAGUGAUUUUACUGAGCCUUUUGGAGAACUGGAAGGAUACUCAGAGGUAUGA